Saccostrea cuccullata (small rock oyster) is the source of this 928-nucleotide messenger RNA. RefSeq names its product violet-sensitive opsin-like. Gene Ontology annotation, cellular component: plasma membrane. The transcript has a single exon. Lineage: Eukaryota; Metazoa; Mollusca; Bivalvia; Ostreida; Ostreidae. Gene Ontology annotation, biological process: G protein-coupled receptor signaling pathway. The record is from RefSeq and is a predicted model, not a curated record. Gene Ontology annotation, molecular function: G protein-coupled receptor activity. The coding region runs from base 1 to 921 and encodes 306 amino acids.
AUGAACAAUUCCAGCAUAUCCACCGAACUGAGUACAGAAGCAUGGAUUACACCAGUGCUUAUAAUGUACGGACUGAUAUUCCUGACUUCUAUAAUAAUGAACUCGUUAGUUGUGGGAACUUUUUGUCGAUACGAGUGUUUGCAUUCUAUUCACGAUCAUCUUAUUUUCGCGCUGUCUUCCGUAAAUAUGAUCCUUCUAAUUGGAAUGCCUUUUUACCUGAUGUACUCUAUAGGUUACUCCUUUGUGUUAAAUAGUCGGUACUUCUGCCUUCUGAACUAUGUGAUUCUACACGGUGGAAUUGGAUGUUCUGUAUUCCUUCAGUUAGGAUUAGCAUUAGAUAGAUACAUGUGCAUCGUAUGGCCUUGGAAACAUUCCAAAAUACGCAAGCGAUAUGUGGUUUUAUAUGUCUUGAUGUCUUAUAUUUUUGGAUUUGGAGUUAAUCUUCUUCCAGCCUGGGGGUGGAAUAGUUGGUCCGAAUACAACAAAUGCGUCUGGGGGAGUUUUCCCUGGGAAUAUCGAUACUUUGUACGGAUAACAAUGAUGGUGAUUCUUGUCGUUAACCUUGGAAUUCAUCUCUAUGUUCUGCAUGUCGCCAAUCGUCACUCAAGGAAGAUCAGACGGCUUAUCAAGCGGAUUAGAAAAGAGCAUUCUAGGACACGUGGAUGCGAGCAUACGGCCGUGACCACUGUAGUUCUUCUUGCAGUCAUUUCGUCCUUAUGCUGGUUUCCAUAUUGGAUUGCGGCCUUAGUUCUGCCACAAAAUACACUGACCACCGUCUUCAUUCUUCAGAUUUUAUACGCCAUCAUUAUACUGAAUUCUGUGACAAGUCCGCUCUUAUUUGUAAUGAGGAAUAGACAUUUCAGAGAUGCAAUGUGUAAAAUGUUAGUAUUGAGUCCAAAGUUACAUCACUGCGGUAGUUGAAAUGUUC